GUGAUGCCUGCAGCUGAGGGCACUGGAGCUCCCCGGGGCUAUGGGAGGCGACAUAGCAGGAGGGAGGGCAGCAUGUGACAUAGGGAAGGUCCUACCACCCUCUCCACAAACACGCACUCCUCUCAGGAGAUUCCAGCCCAGACAUUCCAGCAUUAACCAGGGAGCAGAAGCUGUUUUUGUCAGAGUACAUUAUCAACCAGUACCGUGUUAACUUCUCAAAGCAUCAGGCUCAAGUUGUCAUGGGGAAGAAGCUGGACUUGACAAAAUUGAGCGAUGAUGAAGCCAAACAUGUGUGGGAGGUGGUCCAGAGAGACAUCAGCUUACGGAGGAAGGAAGAAGAGAGACUUGAAGACUUGAAAUUCAAGGUUGAAAAGGAGAGCGCUAAAAGAGAGAUAUUAUCCGGUCAAAGCCGUCUGAACAACACUCACUGCUUGCAUUGCCUGAAUCCAUUCCAGUUCCUUCUCAACAGCAAACGUCAGUGCCAAGAUUGCAAAUUCUAUGUUUGUAAAAACUGUAGCCGUUACAACAAGAAGGAACAAGGAUGGGUGUGUGACACCUGUAGGGCGACAAGGAUGGUGAAGAUUGGUUCUCUAGAGUGGUAUUAUGACCACGUCCGUUCUCGCUUCAAACGUUUUGGCAGUGCAAAGGUGAUGCGUCAUUUGUAUACAAGGCUGCAGCCUGAUGCAAGAGGAGGAGCCAACCUAACAGGCCUUUCGGAUAGAGUGUACAGCUUGCCUGACAUCAGCAGGGAAUACCUUCGCCAGGCCAGGUCUGGGAUGUUUCAUGAUGAUGACGAGGAUAUUGUUGACAGUGCAGAAGCACAACGUUAUAGCAUGAUGCGCAAGACCAAGCGCCUGCUUUCUGUUCAUCCUUUUGAUUUUGAGAUCGAUUCUGAGUACUCUGCUCAAUCCCGCAGACAGUCCAUGCAACUCUCUCCGACUCUAGAACAAGAUGUUUUCCAGUCAUUUUCUGAAUACACCAGUACUGGAAAAGAUGCUCCUCAGAAGGACUCCCUCAUUGCUGAAGCUGAGUUAGCAUCCAUGUUUCAUCAUUUGCUUCAAGAGCAGGAUCAGAAUAUGGCUCCUCCAGAGCAAGAGUUCAGUACUGAAGUCCGACUAACAGUCAACCGUCGCCGGAGCCUUGAAAAUACCCGAAGGCCAAACCUUCCCUCCCUAACAGAAUCCUUACCAAGUUGUCCAUACCCUGAUCCCAAACUAACUCGUACCCGCUAUCUCCCUAAAGGCAGUCCCUCAUUCCUACCCAAGGGGUCGCAGUAUUCUGGGGAUAUGGAUAGUUCGGAUGAAGAAAGGGGAGCUAUCCACAAAGUUCCCCCCAGACGCAGAAGCCGGGCUUCUUCCCAGGAGAAUGUGCAUCAUUCCGGCCCUCAGAUCUCAGAACUUAAUAAACGUAUGUCUGCCAUUGAACGGAUGUUAAACCGUCUAGAGGAGAGAAUAUCAGUGGCUUCAGAUGAGUCCACAGGUCCUGGAUUUCAUACAGAUGCUGAUAUAGAGGAGGAGACCCUCAAAAGGAAGCUUGGAGAACUUGCCAGCAACAUCAGUGACAAAGGAGGGUCUUCAGAUGAUGAGAAGAUUCUAAAAUCCAAACAAAUGUCUAGGUCCUACAAUGUUCGAAAUGCAGAUCCGUCUCAGAAGAGAAUUGCGGCUCAAGCUCUUUGUGACAUCACAGCUAAAACGUUGCGGACCAUAAAUGCCACAGAGAGAGCCAUGCAAGAAGCGUUGGGGGGCGAAAGCCAGCAUGCCGCUAUCACUAGCACCAAGAUGAGAGGCAGCAAAAAGGCACAGACUGAAUUCCAAAACCUUGAGGAAAAUGUGUACAUGGCAGCAGAAAAGGCUUACGGACUAGAGAAGAAUCUUAAAGACCUGGAGGAACGAGCAUGUCAGAGUGGCACCACUGACUCAGAGCUUUCAGAGAUAGAGGUCAGCGUGGCAUCCGCAAUGGCACAGGUGCAGCAGGCGGAAAGUGAGGUGUCCGAUAUUGAAUCUAGGAUAGCUGCCCUUAGUGCAGCAGGGCUUACUGUUUCGCCUUCAGAAAAAGCAAAACGGAAGUCAAGUCCCCAGACUUCUGUAACAGCCAUUUCUCGGAGUACAGAACCAUUCAUACCAUCGUCUCCUGAACUCUACAAUCUGAACUCAACACCCAGUGAAGCUAAGAUCCUGUCCAUGCAGGAUGCUCUAAGAAAAAAGUUUAACAUUGACUCUCAGAUGUCAGAUGGGGUGUUUGAAAGAAAUGCUCUUUACCGUGGAUCACUGACACAACGCAAUCCAAAUGGAAAAAAUAAAAAGGUUGAUCGCAUGUUUGCGAAACCCCCCAUUCUUACCCAGCGAUGAAGUAGAUAAUUAAAGAAUUCUCUGUGCUUUCUUCAGGCCACAGAAUAUUUCAGCUUCCAAAGCCGUCUAUAACUGAAACUAGACGCACUGUUGCAUCUAUAUCUAGAGCCUGAGGGAAAUAAUUCAAACUUCUUCUCAAUUGGGAACAGUAAAAUAAUAAUGGACAUAGGACUAGUAAAAAGGGUCUGGGAUAAAAAAAAAAAAUAGAUAUUUAGAAGGGGGUGGGUGGGAUGGUGUGUGAGUUGUAGUCUAAAAUAUCUGGAGAGCCGAACAUUGCCACCCCUGUUCUAGAUCUACAUAUAAUUCAUGAGCCCUCGUUAUAGUUUAUCUAGAUGUAAGAUCUUAGGCCAACAGUUCAGGUUAAUUAUUUAAGAAUAGAAAAUAAAAGUCUGACUUUAUUCUAAACGUUAACACUUUUUUUGGAAUACAUUGUACGUUUUUCAUAUGAUAAAUUCAUUAAAUUCAUAUUGCUUUUUGCUAAUCCCUCUUGAAAUCUCUAUCUUAAACACUUGCCGAACAGCUAGAAGAACCAAAGAAUAUUAUAACUAGUAUACAUGUUAUUCCCUGGUUUUAGACACAUCCUGUAUAUCUAUAUGAAUAAAGAUAGAUGCCUGUAUAAUUGUGACUUUGUAAAAGUACUCUGGAAAAGUACCAGAUAGCAAACACCGCAAAAUAAAGUAUAUUCUCUGCCUGA
Pelobates fuscus (common spadefoot toad) is the source of this 3042-nucleotide messenger RNA. It is a transcript of the gene MLPH, whose product is annotated as melanophilin. Gene Ontology annotation, biological process: intracellular protein transport. NCBI's taxonomy places the organism in Eukaryota, Metazoa, Chordata, Amphibia, Anura, Pelobatidae. The transcript has 18 exons. Gene Ontology annotation, molecular function: small GTPase binding; myosin binding; actin binding. The coding region runs from base 240 to 2348 and encodes 702 amino acids. Gene Ontology annotation, cellular component: cortical actin cytoskeleton. The record is from RefSeq and is a predicted model, not a curated record.